Messenger RNA from Rhododendron vialii, 766 nucleotides. RefSeq lists its product as uncharacterized. Lineage: Eukaryota; Viridiplantae; Streptophyta; Magnoliopsida; Ericales; Ericaceae. The coding region runs from base 121 to 477 and encodes 118 amino acids. The record is from RefSeq and is a predicted model, not a curated record. The transcript is spliced from 2 exons. Gene Ontology annotation, molecular function: zinc ion binding; nucleic acid binding.
GAAGCACCAUCUUAGGGCAAUGUCUAGCAUGAUUCACGAACUCAAAGCUGCUGGGAACAAUCUAAUUGAUGAGCAGCAGGUCCAAGUUGUGAUUUGCUCACUCCUUACUUUGUGGGAAAUAUGAGUAAGAACUUGACACAUAAUGAGAACCUUAAAACUUUUGAUGAUGUAGGGCGUCAUUUACAAUUCGAAGCUAAGUGCCUAAAGGCGGCUAAGCCGAAUAGUUCUGCAAAUAUGGUUGAGUCAAAUUCGCGCCAGGCAUCCAGGCCUAAGCGCAAGUGUUUUGAGAUCUCUAACAAACACGGAGGGGCUACUAGCCUAGCGCCCAAGAAGACUAAGAUCAUGAAGUGCAAGAGAGGAAAGCGCGAUGGUCAAAAGAGCAAGGCUAAGUUGGUUUGCUAUAAUUGCAACAAGGAAGGCCACUUUGCUUGUGAUUGCACUGAGUUGAAGAAGACUCUGCAGCAGCAGAACAUAUAGCGCAAGAUCGGGUCAGAUAUGUGGAGUACCGUCAGAUACCAACUGGGAGUUGAGACAUUAAAGUGGGGAAUGGAGCUAGCGUGGAGGUACUAGGCAUUGGUACCUACAAGCUGGAUUUGCGGGAUGGUCGCACUUUGAUCCUCCAUGAUGUUUUGUUCGCUCCAUAUAUUCGUCAAAACCUUAUGUCAUUAGUUACCUUGCUUAGAAUGGGUUUCAAGUUUGUCUUUGAAAUUAAUGAUGUCUCAAUUUAUUUGAGCACAUGUUUUUAUGCUCGUGGUUUUGUUUCAGA